GCAAAACUUUAUCCAUUCACAUGGCGUUUCGUUUUUAUAUUUCAACAGUUUUGAAGCGAGUUUAACGGACACACACACGGACACAUAUUGCCUGGCUGAAAAGGCAACAGAGAGUAAAAAAUUUCAAGUGCACAUAAUUUGGCCAACACACACACACACGCGCGCACACACGCAGUGUGCACAGAUUUUUAGUGCCUGUUUUUGAGGCAACAUUUUUGGCAUUUUUCGAAGCUUAACUUGCAAAACUAUUUGCUGAACAUUUUUGCUGUGCAAGGACCACGCUGAAGCCGCUGCCUGGCAACCAGCCGAUGACAAAAGCGGAGCCGCCCAACACCACCCCUGCAAGCAAAAGAGUUUUGCCGUUUUUUUGGGCAACAACCUCGACAGAAUUUGUUGGUUCAAUAACUGCCAGUGCCUGGCCGUCGUGGCAACAGCCAGCCAGCACCCCAAAAUGAAUACGCCAGGGGAUACGCUACUCGGUGACUGGACGCAGGCGUGGCGUGUCGCCAGUCUACAGCCAACGCUCGGCCAGAGCACAGCCACAAUGUACGGACGUUUGCCGGGUAACACCAAUAACAACAGCAACAACAAUGCAGCUGGAGGCGGAGGCAACACUGGAGUUGGCAGCGGUGGCAACGGUGGAGCUGGCACUGGCGGUGGUCAGGGCCAUGACAGGCUCAAAAUUGGCUUCUGCACGGACCUGGACAAGUCGGUGCUGGUGAAUAACUUUGAGAAGCGCGGCUGGCAUCAGGUGAACGGCGACGAUGAUUGGCACUUCUAUUGGGCGGGGGUGCAGACCUGUCGCAACAUCUUUAGCGUGGACAGUGGCUAUCGGAUGCACGACAAUCAGAUGAUCAAUCACUUUCCCAAUCACUACGAGCUGUCGCGCAAGGAUUUGCUGGUGAAGAACAUCAAGCGGUAUCGCAAGGACCUCGAACGCGACGGCAAUCCGCUGGCAGAGAAAACCGAGUCCAAUAAUUCGAGUGGCAAUCGUUACCUGUACCUGGACUUUGUGCCCACAACCUUUGUGCUGCCGGCGGACUACAACAUGUUCGUGGAGGAGUAUCGCAAGUUUCCGCUGAGCACGUGGAUUAUGAAGCCCUGCGGCAAGUCCCAGGGCGCCGGCAUUUUUCUCAUCAACAAACUGUCAAAGCUGAAGAAGUGGUCGCGCGAGGCGAAGGGUCCGUUUCAUCCGCAGAUUGCCAAGGAGUCGUAUGUCAUAUCCAGAUACAUCGACAAUCCCCUGCUGAUUGGCGGCAAGAAGUUUGACCUGCGGCUGUAUGUCCUCGUCGCCUCAUUCCGUCCCCUCAAGGCGUACCUCUUCAAGCAGGGCUUCUGCCGCUUCUGCACUGUCAAGUACGACACGAGUGUCACCGAACUGGACAACAUGUACGUCCACCUGACCAACGUCAGUGUCCAGAAGCAUGGCGGCGAGUACAACACGCUGCACGGCGGCAAAUGGUCCGUCCAGAAUCUGGCACUCUUCCUCGAGGGUACGCGCGGCAAGGAGGUCACAGAUCGUCUCUUUGGCGCCAUCUCCUGGCUGAUUGUGCACUCGCUACGCGCCGUGGCACCCGUGAUGGCCAGCGAUAGGCACUGCUUCGAGUGCUACGGCUACGACAUCAUCAUCGACAAUGCUCUGAAGCCCUGGCUGGUGGAGGUCAAUGCCUCGCCAUCGCUCACCUCCACCACGGUCAACGAUCGCAUUCUCAAAUACAAACUGAUUGACAACAUUCUCUCCGUGGUGCUGCCACCCGAUGGAGUGCCCGAUGUGCGCUGGAACAAAGUGCCCAGUGCCGAUGCCUUGGGCAACUUUGAUUUGCUCAUUGACGAGGAGCUGGCGGCACAGGAUGAGGCACAAAACAGCAGCACAUCCACGACACACGCUAAGGCCUCGAAAAUGGGCAGCCGCUGGAAGUGACGAAGGUAGAACUGGCCAAAGGAUCAGUUAAAACGAACCGAAAUCAACUUUGGCUAAGACUUUGCAGCAGAAACUUGUGUAAAAUUAGUUAGUAGAAAGGCAAAAUUAAACUUAAAGUUCCCAUUUCCCA
Molecule: messenger RNA, 2051 nt
Organism: Drosophila subobscura
Lineage: Eukaryota; Metazoa; Arthropoda; Insecta; Diptera; Drosophilidae
Gene: TTLL1B
Product: probable tubulin polyglutamylase TTLL1
Exons: 1
Coding region: 452-1921 (489 amino acids)
Biological process (GO): protein polyglutamylation; microtubule cytoskeleton organization
Cellular component (GO): cilium
Molecular function (GO): tubulin binding; tubulin-glutamic acid ligase activity
Source: RefSeq, a predicted model, not a curated record